AAAAUCUUAGUGAUAAACAAAUUAUUAAUUUAGUACAAUCUGAAAAAAAUGAAAAAAAUGAAGAAAGUGAUAGUGAUGAUGAAGAGAUACUUCCAGUAUCAGUUAAAAAUACAAUUAGUAGGUUGAAAACUUUUAUUAAAUAUUUUGAACAGCAAAAUGAUGAUAACUCUGAAUUUAAUAUUGAUGAUUUGAAAAUAUUUACAAAUAUCUAG
Messenger RNA from Diversispora eburnea, 212 nucleotides. The record is from the annotation of a GenBank genome assembly. NCBI's taxonomy places the organism in Eukaryota, Fungi, Glomeromycota, Glomeromycetes, Diversisporales, Diversisporaceae.